Messenger RNA from Acanthosepion pharaonis, 4830 nucleotides. Lineage: Eukaryota; Metazoa; Mollusca; Cephalopoda; Sepiida; Sepiidae. The record is from the annotation of a GenBank genome assembly.
AUGCUCAUACACCAGUUCUUUCUACCCUUCUUUCCCCAUUCCCUCUCCCCUUCUCCAUUCCGUGUCUUUCUUUUUCCAUUUCCAUUCUUUUUUUUUCCACGCUAUUUAUUUCUUCUUCGUAAUUUCAUAGAGUUCAGUUCUUCUUCUUCUUCUUCUUCUUCUUCUUCUUCUUCUUCUUCUUCUUCUUCUUCUUCUUCUUCUUUCUUUUCGUUCCUCGUUCAACCGUUUUGCGAAAAUUUUCUCACACACAAUUCCUGCCCCAGUUCGUCUCUCUGUAAGGCCAUACGUCAUCAUGUCGCCAAAUUCGAAACACCUCGCCUUACCCGCUCCUUAAACACCCUGUUAUAUGCACUUCAAAUAUCUACCCGUCAAACCAUCGCCAAUCUGUACUUUAGUCUAUCUCUCUUCUCUUCCUUCUCCCUUCAUCAUUCUUUCUUUUUCUCUUUCCUUUUCCUUUGUGCUUUGUUUUUCUUUCUUUCUUUCUUUCUUUCUUAUUUUCUGCUUUCUUUGUCUUUCAUUCUUUCUUUUUUCUUUCUGCUUUCUUUGAUUAUCUUUCUUUCUUGUUCACUUACCAACGACAAUUUUUCUUUCUUUCUUUCUUUCUUUCUUUCUUUCUUUCUUUCUUUCUUUCUUUCUUUCUUUCUUAUUUUCUGCCUUCUUUGUCUUUCAUUUUUUCUUUUUUUCUUUCUGCUUUCUUUGACUAUCUUUCUUUCUUGUGUUUUCUUUCUUUCUUUCUUUCUUUCUUAUUUUCUGCCUUCUUUGUCUUUCAUUUUUUCUUUUUUUCUUUCUGCUUUCUUUGACUAUCUUUUUUCUUGUGUUUUAUUUCUUUCUUUCUUUCUUUCUUUCUUUCUUUCUUUCUUUCUUUAUGUCUGUCUUUCUUUGUCCUUCUUUCUCUCUGCAUUUCUUUCUUACUUUUUUCUUUCUUUAUUUCUUCAACAUUUUAGUCACUUACCAACGACAAUUUUUCUUUCUUUCUUUCUUUCUUUCUUUCUUUCUUUCUUUCUUUCUUUCUUUUCAAAUGCUCUCCCUAUCGAUCACGUGGAGGUACCUAAUUUUAUGCUUUCUUUCUUUAAUCUUCAUUAUUUCUGUUUUUCCUUUCUUGUUGCCAAUUUCUUUUUUCAUUCGUUCUUUCUUUUCUCUCUCGACGAUUCCUUCUCUCUUUUUAGUUAUUGCCUCAGUAUUUGUAUAUUCUCUCUCUCGUAUUUUUCUUCUCUUUUUGUCUGCCUUUUCUUUUUUUUUGCUUUCUUUUCUUUUUCCUUUCUUUUGUUUUCCUUUCUUUUCUUUAUCCUUUCUUUUCUUUUCUUUUCCUUUCUUUUCUUUUCCUUCCGUUUCUUUCUUUGCUUUUCCUUUCUUUUCUUUUUCCUUUCUUUUAUUUACUUGAUUUUCUUUUUCCUUUCAUUUCUUUUCCUUUCUCUUUUUUCCUUUCUUUUUUUCCUUUCUUUUCUUAUCUUUCUUUUCAUUUCUUUUCUUUUCCUUUCUUUUAUUUUUCCUUUCUUUUCAUUUCCUUUUUCUUCUUAUCUUUUCCUUUCAUUUUUUUUACUUUCUCUUCUUUUCUUUCUUUUCUCUUUUCUUACUUUUCGUUUCCUUUCUUUUCUUUUACUUUCUCUUCAUUUCUUUACCUUAUUUUUCAUUUCUUUUCGUUUCUCUUCUUUCCUUUUCCUUUCUUUUCUUUUCCUUUCUUACCUUUUCUUUUCUUUUUACUUUCUUUUCUUUUCGUUUCCCUUUUUUCCUUUCUUUUCUUUUCCUUUCUUUUCUUUUUCCUUUUUCUUCUUUUCCUUUCUCUUCUUGUUCCUUUUCUUUCUUUUCUUUUUCAUUUCGUUUCUUUUCAUUUCCUUUCUUUUAUUUUCUUCCUUUUCUUUUGAUUUCUUUUUCCUAUUUUUUUUGCUUUCUUUCCUUUUCCUUUCUCUUCUUUUCCUUUUUUUCCUUUUCCUUUCUCUUCUUUUCCUUUCUCUUCUUUUCCUUUCUUUACUUUUUCCUUUCUUUUCCUUUUCGUUUCUUUUCUUUUUCCUUUCUCUUCUUUUCCUUUCUUUUCUUUUCCUUUCUUUUCUUUUUCCUUUCUUAACUUUUUCCUUUCUCUUCUUUUCCUUUCUCUUCUUUUCCUUUCUUUUCUUUUUCCUUUCUUUUCUUUUCCUUUCUCUUCUUUUCCUUUCUCUUCUUUUCUUUUCUUUUCCUUUUCGUUUCUUUUCUUUUUCCUUUCUCUUCUUUUCCUUUCUUUUCUUUUCCUUUCUUUUCUUUUUCCUUUCUUUUCUUUUUCCUUUCUCUUCUUUUCCUUUCUCUUCUUUUUCCUUUCUUUUCUUUUCCUUUCUCUUCUUUUCCUUUCUCUUCUUUUCUUUUCUUUUCGUUUCCUUUCUUUUCUUUCUUUUUCUUUUCAUUUCUUUUCUUUUCCGUUCUUUUCUUUUCCUUUCUUUUUUUCCUUUCCUUUCUUUUCUUUCUCCUUUCAUUUCCUUUUUCUUCUUUCUUUUCCUUUCUUCUCUUUUCUUUCUUCUUCCUUUCCUUUCCUUUCUUUUCAUCUACUUUCUUUUCUUUUCCUUCUUCUUCUUUUCUUUUCCAUUCUUUUCUUUUCCUUUCUCUUUUUUAUUUCUUUUUUCUUUCUUUUCUUUUCCUUUCUCUUCAUUUCUUUACCUUAUUAUUCGUUUCUUUUCCUUUUUCUUCUUUUCUUUUCCUUUAUUUUCGUUUCCUUUGUCUUUUUUCUUUUCUUUUCGUUUGCUUUCUUUUCUUUUCCUUUUUUCUUAUCUUUUCCUUUCUUCUCUUUUUCCUUUCCUUUGUUUUCUUUUUCCUUUCUUGUUCUUUCUUUUUUCCUUUCUCUUCUUUUAUUUUCGUUUCCUUUCUUUUCUUUUCCUUUUACUUCUUUUCUUUUCCUUUCUUUUCUUUUCGUGUCUCUUCUUUUCUUUUCUUUUCGUUUGCUUUUUCUUUUUCUUCUUUUCUUUUCUUUUCCUUUCAUUUCUUUUCCUUUCUUUUCUUUUUGCUUUAUUUUUUUCCUUUCCUUUACCUUUCUUUUCCUUUCCUUUCUUUUUUUAUUUCCUUUAUUUUCUUUUUGCUUUCUUUUCCUUUCCUUUCUUUUUUUUCCUUUCUCUUCUUUUCGUUUCUUUUCUUUUUCUUUCUUUUGUUUUCUUUCUUUUUCAUUUCAUUUCUUUUGUUUUCUUUCUUUUUCUUUUCAUUUAUUUUCUUUUCCUUUCUUUUCUUUUCCUUUCUUUCUUUUCCUUUCUUUUCUUUUUCUUUUCUUUUAUUUUCCAUUCUUUCCUUUUCAUUUCUUUUUUUUUACUUUCUUUUCUUUUCCUUUUUUAUUUCCUUUUUUUCUUUUGCUUUCUUUUCUUUUCUUUUCUUGUAUUUUCCCUUUCUUUUCUUUUCCUUCCAUUUCUUUACCUUUCCUUUCUUUUCUUUUUUCUUUUCUUUCUUUUUCUUUUCAUUUCUUUUCUUUUCCUUUCUUUUCUUUUCCUUUCUCUUCUUUUCUUUUCUUUUCGUUUGCUUUCUUUUCCUUUUUUCUUUUCAUUUCUUUUCCUUUCUUUUCUUUUUCCUUUCUUUUCCUUUCUUUCUUUUCCUUUCUUUUCUUUAUCCUUUCCUUUCUUUUCUAUUUCCCUUCUUUUCCUUUCUUUUCUUUUCCUUCCUUUUCUUUUCCUUUCUCUUCUUUUCUUUUCGUUUCCUUUCUUUUCUUUUCCUUUUUCUUCUUUUCUUUUCCUUUCUUUUCUUUCUUUUUCUUUUCCUUUCUUUUCUUUUCUUUCUUUUCAUUUCUUUUAUUUUCCUUUCUUUUCGUUUCUUUUUCCUUUCUUUUCCUUUCUUUUCUUUUCCUUUCCUUUCUUUUCUUUUUUCUUUUCUAUAAUUUUCCAUUCUUUUCUUUUCUGUUUCCUUUCUUUUCCUUUCUUUUUUUCAUUUCUUUUCUUUUCUUUCUUUUUCUUUUUCUUUCUCUUCUUUUCUUUUCAUUUCUUUUCUUUUCCUUUCUUUUCUUUUCUUUUCUUUUCCUUUCUUGUCUUUUCCCUUUCUUUUCUUUUCCUUUCUUUUCUUUUCCUUUUUUGUUUUAUCCCUUUCUUUUCUUUUCCUUUCUUUUCUUUUUCCUUUUUUGUUUUAUCCCUUUCUUUUCUUUUCCUUUCUUUUCUUUUUCCUUUUUUUUCUUUUCCUUUUUCUUUCUAUUUCGUCGUUCCUUCCUUGUCUUCUUUUUCCAUUGUUUUUCGUUCAUUCUUUCCAUCCUUAAUAACUUCCUUCCUUCCUUCUUUCCUUUCUUUCUUUCUUUCUUCUUUCCCUCCUUCCUUUCUUCCUCCGUUUUUUCUUUCCUCCCUUUCCUUACUUCCUUCCUUCCUUAGUUCCUUCCUUAGUUCCUUUCUUGUUUUCUUUUUCCAUUGUUUUUCUUUUAUUCUUUCCAUCCUUACUAACUUCCUUCCUUCUUUCCUUUCUUUCUUUCUUCUUUCCCUCCUCCCUUUCUUCCUCCCUUCUUUCUUUCCUCCUGUUUUUUCCUUCGUGCUUUCUUUCUUUUUUCCUUCUUUUUUCCUUAUUCGAUUUCUUUUUGCUCUUUUCAUCCAUUUCAUUCUUUCUUCGUCCUUUCUUUUUUGUCGACCAUUUUCUCUUUCGUCCUUCCUCAUGACCAAUUCUUUUAAGACUAUGAACGUAGCUUUCAUCUUUCUAGAAAGAUCUUCGUUUUUCUUGCUUUCUACAUCUAAUUUUUUUCUUUUCUUCCUUUUUUCUUUUUAUUUCUUUAUUUAUUUUCUUAUUUCUUUCUUUCGAUUUUUCUUUUUCGUCUUUCUUCUUUUUCUUUCUUUUUUACUUUCCUUCUUUUUCCCUUUUUUUUCGAUCAUUCUUUCAUCCUUCCUUCCUUUCUUCCUGUUUUUGUUUUCAUACUGA